UGAUGAUUAAUAAUUAAAUGUGCGCUAGUGGUGUCGUUAAACAAAACCCUGCGGUACUUGUACACCUGCCAGAUAACCUGGGUGCUUAGGACAGCAGAGAAAUGCUGGUUGUGGUUGAAAUACAAGAUGCAUGAGGAUGAAAAUUUACUGGGGUUUUUGGUUGGUUGUGUUUGACCUAUUCUAUAUAAAUAAUUAAUCAUUUAGAUUAAAAUGUGGAUUAUGCCCCCACUAGAGGUGUGCAUACCCUCUCCCCAACUCCACCCACCCUCCCCUCAUUGCUCAAGCAAAUUUUCUCUUUUUUUCAAUAUAUUUUCCAGGAGAGAUUUCAUGAUUCGCCAACUCCUAAACUCAACAGUCUUGACCCCCUGCAUAACUUCCUGUACAGGUGCCUAAGAUGGGCAUGCGGCCAGACUUCACAAACUGGAUCGAGAUGGAAAGUAUGCUGAAGCUGGAGAAUUAUUUCUCUCCGUGUUGAAGCAAGCUGAUGAUGAUGCAAAAUGGCAGCAGUUCAGAGAUGCACUUCAUCAAGAAGACUCACAAUAAUUUCCAAAGAAACACUGAGAACACGGGGCAAGAUGGAAGCAAACAUAAUGAAAGACACAGAUUGGCAAAGAUUUCUCGUCAAGAGUCUGGUGAUAGUCAACCUAGUUCUAUUGUGUUACCGUCACGGAAACAGACCACACACACACAAAAUACACCUAAAUCUUUGACUUUCCAAACACUUGCCAUGACUAGACAUGGUGCAGAAUUGAAAUCAAAGCCUCCACAUGUCAAUAAGAAACGGCACUUUGCAUUGUCAAGUAUUUCAUCCGAGGAUGAGACAGAUCUCAUAUCUUUCACUGAUGAUGGUCAUGCUGACAAUGAAACAAGUACAGUUCCAGCUAAAACUGGAUGAGUUACUAUUAAUUUGUUCACCUGUGUGAUGUCCGUUUUUUAAUAACAUCAUCAUGUUCAUAUUUCAUCCAGGGUGGGAUAUAGCUCAGUGGCAGAGUGCUCGCCUGAGUUAAAGUUUGUUUUGUUUAACGACACCACUAGAGUACAUUCAUUUAUUAAUCAUCGGCUAUUGGAUGUAAAACACUGGUAA
Gigantopelta aegis is the source of this 1084-nucleotide messenger RNA. RefSeq lists its product as uncharacterized. The coding region runs from base 485 to 895 and encodes 136 amino acids. Lineage: Eukaryota; Metazoa; Mollusca; Gastropoda; Neomphalida; Peltospiridae. The transcript has 3 exons. The record is from RefSeq and is a predicted model, not a curated record.